Messenger RNA from Talaromyces proteolyticus, 1283 nucleotides. RefSeq names its product glutamine amidotransferase subunit pdxT. NCBI's taxonomy places the organism in Eukaryota, Fungi, Ascomycota, Eurotiomycetes, Eurotiales, Trichocomaceae. Gene Ontology annotation, cellular component: cytosol; glutaminase complex. Gene Ontology annotation, molecular function: glutaminase activity. Gene Ontology annotation, biological process: pyridoxine metabolic process; pyridoxal 5'-phosphate biosynthetic process. Bases 120 to 965 code for a protein of 281 amino acids. The transcript is spliced from 2 exons. The record is from RefSeq and is a predicted model, not a curated record.
AGACUGUACUCAUAUAAGCAUGUCAGCCUCGUAGUGGAAGGCGGGGCGCCAGGGCGGUGGCAGAAUUGAAUUCCGCGGAGAGCGAGGGCGGAAUAAAUAUGCGGCGAUGACUCAAUUUCAUGUGCAUCCAUUGCAAACGAAAGACAAAAAUGAUAGAAAAAACAAGAAUGAUUACAGUUGGCGUGUUAGCAUUACAGGGCGCAUUUUAUGAGCACAUACAACUCCUGAAAAAGGCGGCAAAUAUCUUAUCGCAAUCAGAAAACGGCUCUUCUGCACAAUGGCAAUUUAUAGAGGUACGAACGAAAGCUCAGCUGGACAGCUGUGACGCUCUCGUUUUGCCUGGAGGCGAGAGCACGACUAUUUCGCUCGUGGCAGCUAGUUCAGAUCUGCUGGAACCGCUGAGAGAUUUUGUGAAGCUACAUCGGCGACCAACAUGGGGCACUUGCGCCGGCCUGAUUCUUCUCGCUGAAUCCGCGAACCGCACAAAGAAAGGUGGACAAGAGCUUAUUGGAGGCAUCGAUGUCAGGGUCAAUCGCAAUCACUUUGGUCGACAAGCGGAAAGUUUUCAGGCGCCCUUGGAACUGCCGUUUCUCCCUCCCUCUGAUCCAUCGCCAUUCAACGGGGUUUUCAUCAGGGCCCCUGUAGUCGAGAAAAUCUUGCCAUCUCAGGAGGGAAUACAAAUCGCAGAAAGCCGACGUGACGAGACGGUGGUAGCACCAUCACGGGCAGCCGCAGAACAAGCAGUGGAAGUACUAGCGAAGCUACCAGGCAGAACAGCUCGAUUGGUGGCUAAGACUGGGGUAAAUAUAGACGCCGAGAAGGAGGCCGAGGACAUCAUUGCAGUCAAGCAAGGUAAUGUUUUUGGCACCAGCUUUCACCCAGAGUUGACAGAUGAUCCUCGAAUUCAUUUGUGGUGGCUGCGCCAGGUACAAGAUGCCGUGAAACAGACACGCGAGAGUGGUUAAAGAUUCAGCAACAGGGUGAUGACACGAUCAUUAGAAUUCAGCUCGUAUGGGUAUUGAAUAUGUGACUGAUAUCGGAUUCUCCAAACGCCGGUGUAUAUUGUACAAUAUCAAACCUCCUACCUUCCCCUUCCAUAUUCUUCUUCCUCUCGUCUACGCUGGUCUGCCAUUGAUCUACCGUAUCCGCCACGCCCUGGGUCGUAUUCCUCGCGGUAUUCGUCUCGUACUUGACCGCCAGAUUUUCCACGUCUAGCAUAUAGUUAGCUUAGAUUCCGAACAAUAGCGCUUCAUUAAUUACCCGUAUUGACGACCUUCCUGGAA